Molecule: messenger RNA, 765 nt
Organism: Cynara cardunculus var. scolymus (artichoke)
Lineage: Eukaryota; Viridiplantae; Streptophyta; Magnoliopsida; Asterales; Asteraceae
Product: developmental protein SEPALLATA 1-like
Exons: 8
Coding region: 1-765 (254 amino acids)
Biological process (GO): positive regulation of transcription by RNA polymerase II
Cellular component (GO): nucleus
Molecular function (GO): DNA-binding transcription factor activity, RNA polymerase II-specific; protein dimerization activity; RNA polymerase II cis-regulatory region sequence-specific DNA binding
Source: RefSeq, a predicted model, not a curated record
AUGGGGAGGGGAAGAGUAGAGUUGAAGAGGAUCGAGAACAAGAUAAAUCGGCAGGUGACUUUUGCUAAAAGAAGAAAUGGGCUCCUGAAGAAAGCUUACGAGCUCUCUGUUCUAUGCGAUGCUGAGGUUGCCCUCAUCAUCUUCUCUAAUCGUGGCAAGCUCUAUGAGUUCUGCAGCACCUCCAACAUGCUCAAGAUGCUUGAAAGGUACCAGAAUUGCACUUAUGGUUCAAUGGAAGUUGACAGAUCAGCCACCAAUGCUGAGCAAAACAGCUACAAGGAGUAUAUGAAACUGAAAGCCAAAUACGAGUCUCUGCAGCAGUACCAAAGACAAAUUUUUGGUGAGGACUUGGGGCCACUCAGUCUCAAGGAACUUGAACAACUCGAACGACAACUAGACUCUACUUUGAGGCAAAUCCGCUCUAUAAGGACACAAUCAAUGCUGGACCGGCUUUCUGAACUUCAAGUUCAGGAAAGGAUGUGGCUUGAAGCUAACAAAGCGUUGCAGAAUAAGCUGGAAGAAGUUUAUGCAGAAAAUCAAGCAGGACCAUCAUGGGCAGGGGCAGGGGCAGGUCCUGCACCAGGUGAACACUGUUGUUCAUAUGAACAACAUCAUCAACAUCCUCAAUCUCAGGAUUUCUUUCAGCCUUUGGAUUGCAACUCCAAUUUGCAAAUGGGGUAUAAUGCAGUUGGUUCAAGCCAGUUGACAACUUCCACAAAUGGGCAGAAUCUGAAUGGAUUAGAUUCUGGAUGGAUGAUGCUAUGA